Messenger RNA from Physcomitrium patens, 1122 nucleotides. RefSeq lists its product as uncharacterized. Lineage: Eukaryota; Viridiplantae; Streptophyta; Bryopsida; Funariales; Funariaceae. The record is from RefSeq and is a predicted model, not a curated record.
CGCACCGCAAAUUUCAAACUGUAGUUGUUUUGACCUCAUUCAAGAGUGUGACACUGACUUAUCUUGUGCACUAUUCCCUCGACUUUCUAGACUAACAAUGGCGCUUUCGUCGGUAUCCCGGUGCCUUGUCCUCGUGUUGGUGAUGCUGGCAGUGGUGCCUCAAGCGUAUGCCCAGAAUUGUAAUACCACCCUGCUCGCUGCGGUCAAAGCCGAUCCCAGGCUUCAGCAGCUUGCCGCAGUUAUCGAGGCGGCCGGAUUGGCGGAUACAGUGGAGAGGCUUGUCAACGUCACCGUAAUUGCCCCAGAUAACAAUGCUUUCAAUGGUACCAAUGGAUUACUCUCUCUUCUUCGACAGAACAACCUCAACCUGACUGACGUUACUGCCCCAGGACAGAAUCGUGCUGCCAGCAUCCUGCUGUAUCACAUCAUUGCGGGUCCUGCUAGAGCCGCCGACCUCAAGAACAACCAGGUCUUGACCACCUUCCUCGGACCAAACUACACACUGCGAGUGAACAAGCAGACCGCUCCCACCCUCAUUGUCUCUUUCGUCGGAACUGGAAGCAACGCGACUGUCACCGCGGCCGACGUCCCAGUCUGCAGUUCCAUCGUGCACGUUGUCAACAAUGUGUUGCUGCCCGCUACCAAUUUGACAGCCAUUCCCGCCUACACCGCCCCUGGUGCUGCUCCAGGCUCUCCUCCCGGUUCCAUGGUUCCCACACCCCCGGGCUCCCAGGCUCCUUCCGGUUCCGGUGCUUCCUCGCUCAGUGUUGGGUCCAUGGCCUUCGCACUCUCUGUCGCCGUGGCUGCCGUCCUGAUGAACUAAGCUGCAUGGGCCUGUUCUGUUCGAUACCCAGCGUACACACAGUCUCUGAGUUUAACUGUUGUUUAGGAGUUCUAUCGGAGAGUAGUGUAGCUAGCAGUCCGACAUUGUGUCUAGAUUGAUGGGAUUGUAUCCUUUCUUUGUUUCUUUCUUUCGGUCUUGUUUUUGCAGAUUGGAUUAGGGGUCUAUGGUUCUGGUCUUCUCGACUCUGCCUGUCCGCAUGCUUGUACAAUGGCGGUUGCCACAUUUACCUUGUAAAUUUGACAUUCUUCCACGCUGUCACAACGGCACUUUUCCUCGCC